CCCUCUGUGUUUCCUAAGAAACAGGAACGGUUUCGAAAUGCUCGCUUAGAUUUCCUCGUCUUCAGUCCUCACAGGCACAGCUGACACUAGCCUCCACUCACGGCGCAUUUUAGCAAUCUUCUCUUCUCCGCCAUCGUCUUCAAUCUCUCUCUUUUUUCUCUCUCUGUCGCCAUCAUCAGAUCGUUUUCCGCCUCCGCAUUUUCCACAGUCUGCUGGAAAGUUCUCUGCGUCCAGUUUUGGACAAGGUUUCUAUAAGUUUGCUAUGCGGGGUCGUCAUGUUGAUGCCUACUCGGCGUACAAGCGUGUCACGUCGAGGGAUGCUGAGGCUUAUGAUAGAGAAGAAGACUCAGAACAACUAUUGAGUGGCAAAGAUCUUGGAAACCCUUCAUGGAGACGUUCUUUUCCCCAUAUGCUUGUAGCGGCUCUUUCUUCAUUCUUAUUUGGCUACCAUCUCGGAGUGGUUAAUGAAACACUAGAUAGCAUUUCUCUUGACCUUGGCUUUAGUGGGAAUCCCUUCGCUAAGGGUUUAGUAGUCAGUACGUGUUUAGGGGCUGCUUUUGUUGGAUCUCUAUUUAGUGGCUGGAUUCUAGAUGGAGUUGGGCAUCGAAGGGCAUUCCAACUGUGUGCGCUUCCGAUGAUAAUCGGUGCAUCGAUGAGUGCAACGACUCGCAGCCUAUGGGGCAUGAUUCUAGGGCGGAUAUUUGUUGGAACUGGGAUGGGCAUUGGUCCUCCUGUUGCUGCUCUCUAUGUGUCAGAGAUUUCACCAGCUUUUGUAAGGGGUACAUUUGGUAGCGUCACACAAAUUGCUACAUGUCUUGGAUUGAUGGGGGCUCUAUUCAUUGGACUUCCUUCCAAGGAUAUAGUGGGCUGGUGGCGGGUUUGUUUUUGGGUAUCUACUGUUCCUGCUGCAGUGCUUGCUAUUUGCAUGGAGUUCUGUGCAGAGAGUCCUCACUGGCUUUUCAAGAGAGGAAGAGCCAUUGAAGCUGAAGCUGAAUUUGAGAAACUUUUAGGAGGAGCACAUGUUAAAUUUGCAAUGGCAGAAUUGUCAAAGUCUGAAAGAGGGGAUGAAUUGGAUACAGUAAAGUUCUCAGAGCUACUGUAUGGCCGCCAUUUCAAAAUGGUUUUCAUUGGGUCUACCAUUUUUGCUUUACAACAGCUGUCAGGCAUAAAUGCUGUAUUCUAUUUCUCCUCAACGGUCUUUAAAAGCUUCGGUGUGCCUUCAGAUAUUGCAAAUGUAUGUGUCGGAGUUGCAAAUCUAUCAGGGUCAAUUGUUGCAAUGAUAUUGAUGGAUAAGCUUGGAAGAAGGGUGCUUCUUCUUGGAAGUUUUACUGGCAUGGCAGUGUCAAUGAGUCUUCAAGUAAGUGGAGCAAGUUCUUAUACUUCAGGAUCUGGAGCACUGAGUCUAUCUGUUGGUGGCAUGCUGCUGUUUGUUUUGAUGUUUUCUCUUGGAGCUGGUCCAGUGCCUAGUCUCCUACUAUCAGAAAUUCUUCCCAGCCGUAUUAGAGCGAAGGCCAUGGCAGUUUGCAUGGCUGUGCAUUGGGUGGUAAACUUCUUUGUUGGUCUAUUCUUUUUGCCCUUGCUGGAGAAAAUCGGGCCACAACUUCUGUAUACAAUCUUUGGUAUUUUUUGUGUAUUGGCUGUGAUAUUUGUGAAGAGAAAUGUAGUGGAAACAAAAGGAAAGUCACUCCAAGAAAUUGAAAUUGCACUUAUUCCACCACAGUAAAGGUUCUUCAACAAAAUUAGAUUACUUGUUUACACAAAGCUGAAGUCCUUUUGUAUUGAUGGAAUCCAAGCCCACUAGUUAUUGGUGUUCCUAUAUAAGCUGUUGCUCUUUUGCUUGUCUGAAUUCAUGGAUGAGGAUGUUCAAUUGCAGGGAUAUAAUGCACAAUAAGGUAGUAUGGAGAUUCUCAAAUCUGGUAUA
Molecule: messenger RNA, 1921 nt
Organism: Rosa rugosa (rugosa rose)
Lineage: Eukaryota; Viridiplantae; Streptophyta; Magnoliopsida; Rosales; Rosaceae
Product: probable plastidic glucose transporter 3
Exons: 15
Coding region: 263-1723 (486 amino acids)
Biological process (GO): monosaccharide transmembrane transport
Cellular component (GO): membrane
Molecular function (GO): hexose transmembrane transporter activity
Source: RefSeq, a predicted model, not a curated record